UGUUUCUGUUUUAGUUUUUGUGCUUCUGUGUUGGCUGCUAAGAGCUCAAUCUAUUUCUCAUUUGUUGUAUUGUUUUUGGCGCUCAGUUUCAGCUCGCCCUGAGCUGUUUUUGGUUGCGUAAUUAUCAAUAAAACUUGGCUGAUUCAAAACAAAAGGAAAGAUAUAUAUCAAGAUCAAAUGCUUGUGUCAAAUAAGUUUGAGGUUUGAAUUAUAUGACACUCGAAGAAACAACCAGGAAAGUAGACAUUUUCAAUAGAUGUGUGGUAUUUUGCAGUCUAUAAAUUAAUAUGACCGUUGUUUAUCAUUAUUCCACUUCAAAAUCAAAAAGUUUUCAAAGGGAGUUAAGUAGAUCACAAUGAAGCAGUUCGAUUUUCUCUUUUGUGUAGUGAGCAUUCUAUGCAUCAGUUUGGUAUGCGCUGAAAAUUUUCAUCUGAAGAAAUGCGUGGAGACGGAGAGGCAAGCUCUCUUAAGGUUUAAAGAAGCUGGAAAUGGUAGCCUUUCAUCAUGGAAAGGUGAAGAGUGUUGCAAAUGGAAAGGAAUUUCAUGUGAUAAUUUAACUGGUCAUGUAACGAGUUUGAAUCUCCAUGCUUUAGAUUAUACUAAAGGAUUGCAAGGUAAGUUAGAUUCUUCAAUAUGUGAACUGCAAUAUCUUAGUUCUAUAAAUCUCAAUAGAAAUAACCUACAUGGAAAAAUCCCAAAGUGCAUUGGUUCACUUGGUCAACUGAUAGAGUUGAAUCUUAAUUUUAAUUACUUAGAAGGAAAGAUACCAAAAAGCAUUGGGUCACUUGGUAACUUGAUAGAGUUAGAUCUUAGUGGUAAUAAACUUGUUAGUGUCAUUCCUCCUAGUUUGGGGAACCUUUCCAAUUUGCGAACUCUUGACCUUGGAUUUAAUUAUGAUAUGAUUUCAAAUGACCUUGAAUGGCUUUCUCAUCUCUCUAAUUUGAGAUACCUUGAUAUAUCAUUUGUUAAUCUCACUCUAGCUGUUGAUUGGUUGUCAUCAAUAAGCAAAACUCCAUCUCUGUCUGAACUUCGUUUACUCGGUUGUGGGCUCCAUCAAGCACUUCCUAAAUCUAUUCCCCACCUGAAUUCUUCCAUUUCUCUUAAAUAUCUCGAUCUUAAAGAAAAUGGUUUAAGAUCAGCCAUUGUGCCAUGGGUAAUUAAUGUUAGCAAAGUCCUCACAAAUCUAGAUCUCUCGUAUAAUGAAAUCGAGAGUAGCAUACUAAAAUCUUUUAGGAAUAUUUCUCAACUGCAAGAGUUACAACUAAACUCCAAUAAACUGUCUGGCAGACUUAGUGAUAGCAUACAACAAUUGUGUUCCCCAAAAAAUGGUUUUAAGUAUUUGGAUCUGAGCAAUAAUCCGUUCAUUGGAGGACCACUUCCUGAUUUUUCUUGCUUUUCGUCAUUGGAGGUAUUAUCUCUUGAAAGGAGCAAUGUUUUCGGGACAUUUCCAAAAUCACUUGUUCAUUUGCCUUCUCUUGCAAGAGUAUAUCUUUCCAAAAAUCAUUUGAAUAGUCUGGAUAUUAUUGAUGAUGCAUCUCUACCAACCUUACAAUUUCUAGAUCUCAGUUUUAACCAAAUGAAAGGAUCACUACCACUAUUUGAGAAGACUAAACUUGCCUCAUUAAAAUCACUACAUCUCUCCCACAAUCAGUUGAGUGGUGUGAAUAUCAUUGAUGAUGCAUCUCUACCAACAAUACAAUUUCUAGAUCUCAGUUUUAACCAAAUCAAUGGAUCAUUACCACUAUUUGAGAUUACUAAACUUUCCUCAUUAAAAAGAAUUGAUAUCUCCCAUAAUCAGUUGAGCGGGCCGUUUCCACAUACAAUUGGCCAACUUUUUGGUCUAAAAGAGUUACAUCUCUCUUCAAAUAAGUUGAACGGUGUCAUUAAUGAAACACAUCUAUCAAACUUAUCUCAAUUGAAAAUUUUCGAUGUGAAUCAUAACUCGCUUUCAUUCAACUUGAGUUCGGAUUGGGUUCCACCUUUCAAACUUGAAACAUUGUAUGCAUCAUCGUGCACACUGGGUCCUAAAUUUCCAACAUGGCUCAAACAUCAAGGAAAACUUGUGAAUCUGGAAAUCUCCAAUAGUGGUAUUUCAGAUUCAUUUCCUAAAUGGUUUUGGAAUCUAUCUUCAAGUUUGCAAUACUUGAAUGUUUCACAUAACAAACUUCAUGGACACUUGCCAAAAUACUUUCCAAGUUUGAAAGUAAAAGAUUAUUUUUUCAGUCAAAAGGUUGUGUGGGAUUUCAGUUUCAAUAAUUUGAAUGGUUCAUUGCCACCUUUUCCAAAAUUGCAUUCUCUAUUUCUCUCAAAUAAUAUGCUUAUAGGGUCCUUAUCUUCUUUCUGUACUUCCUUGUCUCAUAAUUUAAUUUAUCUAGACUUGUCUAGUAAUUUUCUAGCGGGGAAACUUUCAGAUUGUUGGGGAAAGUUCCAGGAUUUAGUAGUUCUAAAUUUGGCAAAGAAUAAUUUAUCAGGAAAAGUCCCCAAAUCAUUUGGAACUUUAGGAAAAAUAGAAUCGCUCCAUUUAAAUAACAACAACUUCUUUGGUGAAAUUCCAUCUUUGAUCCUUUGUAACAACUUGAAAUUAAUUGAUAUUGGUGAUAACAAUCUACAAGGAAUAAUACCAACGUGGAUAGGCCAUCAUCUUCAUCAAUUGAUUGUUUUACGCUUACGGGAAAAUAAUUUCCAUGGAAACAUUCCCACAAGUAUGUGCAAUCUAUCAUUUCUUCAAGUGUUGGAUCUCUCAAAAAACAACAUAACAGGUGAAAUACCACAAUGCUUUAGUCACAUAGCUGCAUUAUCAAAUAUAAAGUUUUCCAGAAAAGUCUUUCACUAUGUCUCAGUCACAAUAUUUAGCUAUCCAAAUAGUCAUGUUUUCGAAAUCGGCUCCUUCAAUCACAAUGUUGUAUUGGGAUUGAAAGGAUCAAAUAGAGAAUAUGGUAAAAAUCUCGGAUUGGUGACAACAAUUGAUCUUUCUUGCAACAACCUAACAGGAGAAAUACCCCACGAUAUACCAAAACUCGUGGCAUUAGUUGGUUUAGACCUUUCAGGAAAUCAUCUCACAGGAUUAAUUCCCAAAAACAUUGGUCAUAUGAAAAUGUUAGAAUCAUUGGACUUGUCAAGAAAUCAUCUCUACGGUAAAAUGCCAACAAGCUUUUCAAGUUUGACAUUUCUUGGUUACAUGAACCUGUCGUUCAACAAUUUAGAAGGGAAAAUUCCACUAGGUACUCAACUACAAACUUUUCAUCCCUCUGCAUAUGUGGGGAACAGUGGACUUUGUGGACAGCCACUCAUAAAUCUUUGUCCUGGCGAUGUGAUUUCUCCAACAAAAAGCCAUGAUAAACAUGCCACUGGUGAAGAUGAAGAUAAGCUCAUAACCAUUGGGUUUUAUGUUAGCUUGGUGAUUGGUUUUUUUGUUGGCUUUUGGGGAGUUUGUGGAACUCUUGUGAUAAAAACGUCAUGGAGGCAUGCCUAUUUCAAAUUCUUCAACAACUUGAAUGAUUGGAUCCAUGUCAUACUAUCAGUUUUUGUAAAUAGGUUGAAGAAGAGAUUUCAAGUGGAAGAUUAACUGGUAAGCUUCAUUUGAGAGUGAUAUUUGCAAUAUUGUCUUCAUCAAUAAUUGUUUCGUUUGGAACAUGCGUGGUAUUCUUUGGAGUACUCAACACAACCAUUUUUUUCUCUCUUCAGUCAUCUUCAGUUUUGUACCUUAUAUAUUAUAGAGUGCAGGAAGUCAUAUUUUCCAAUGUCUUAUAUCUUAAGUUCUCCCUAAACUACUGUCUUGUUUAUUGUUGUUUAAAUCCUCAUUUACAAGGAAAGGAAAUAUGAAUCUGAAUGUUUUGUUUUUGUUUUUA
This is a messenger RNA of Medicago truncatula (barrel medic), 3848 nucleotides long. RefSeq names its product receptor-like protein EIX2. The record is from RefSeq and is a predicted model, not a curated record. NCBI's taxonomy places the organism in Eukaryota, Viridiplantae, Streptophyta, Magnoliopsida, Fabales, Fabaceae. The transcript is spliced from 3 exons. The coding region runs from base 356 to 3565 and encodes 1069 amino acids. Gene Ontology annotation, molecular function: protein binding.